Leptinotarsa decemlineata (Colorado potato beetle) is the source of this 3718-nucleotide messenger RNA. RefSeq lists its product as uncharacterized. Lineage: Eukaryota; Metazoa; Arthropoda; Insecta; Coleoptera; Chrysomelidae. The record is from RefSeq and is a predicted model, not a curated record.
CUUAAAAUAUUUCCUUUUUUUUCAGGAAAGGUACAAAAAUGAUGUUACCCUAGCUAUACAAUUUUUACAAUGCAAACAAAGUAACUUUGUUGCUCAAAGAUAUGAUACGUUACCUCCUGAAGUGCAGUCUCAAGUUUCCAACUUCAUGACUACGAAGAAAAAACCUGAAGAACGUAGAUCAGUUCCAGAGAUGAAGAAUAUUAAAGUGCCAAUACCAACCUUCCCGCCUACAGCGAUGGUUUAUUCGGUGCCAAAAUCUCCCAAACCUGAAAGGAAAACAGAAGAAGAUGUUGAAUCAGCCCCCGUUGAUAUAGUUUCGGCAGCCAUUAUGGCCAAAGUACUAGAGGAAAGGCAAAGGGAAAGAGUCAAUAUGAAACACUGUGAUACGUGUACCUGUGCAAAGAGUUUGAGGAUAGUUUAUGAUAAUACACACCACACAGUAGGGACACAAACAGGGGACUACAAAGAGAUGCUGUGUUUGAAGUGUAAUGAUAAUGUGUUUGCUAGUACUGCUAGUGUCCAAAUAGUAAGGAAUACCGAUUCCAAAACCAAUAGAGUUGUCCCUAUUUACCCCCUAGAAAGUUUAGAAACAACUGCUACCCAAACCUCCUACAACAUCGUUAAAGUACAGCCGAACAACUUUUUAUUAGAUAAGUCCAAAAUGAGUUCAAAAAAUUCCAGCUUAACAGAUUCUAACAGAUCAUCACCUAAAACUGAUGGCAUCCCAAAUAUUUUCUCUAAAAGUAGUGAAACACUGGUCAAGAAAAACAAUACACACCGUUUAUGUGACAAAAUAGAUCCUAAUCAUGAAAUCGAAUUGAAUUUGGAAAAAGCUGAUUCUGAGAAAAAUGAAGACAAAGUCAGUGCCAAAACAACUUCACCAAAAGGUCCUAGGUAUUGCUCAAUGCGUGUCCAAACUGGCACAAAAAAUAUUUUACUCGAUAACGCUCACAAUAAUGUAGCACCCAUUCUCUAUACAAGAAGCCACAAAGUUGCAGCACAAAAAGAAGAAAGCUCAAAUACAGAAACUAGUAGCGAAAAGUUCAAUUCCAUGGCAAGUGACACUUCAGCUCAGAAUCAACAAAGAGUGGCUGAAUGGAUUCAGAAUAACUUGGAAGAUGACAUAAGCAGCUCUGACAAUUCUAGGUCGGAGCUUCUGGGAACUAAAAAGGGAUUGAAGACUGAUAAGGUUAAGUAUGCUGAAAUGGAGGAAAAUGUAAAAAGAUUUUUAUUCGGGGAGAGUGAGUUUUUGAAAACUGUUGAGAUAGGCAAGAUGAAAUAUCAGAAUAUCAGAGAUGAAGAAAAGAGCGGUAGCAAAGUAGAGCCUUGUAGUGAGACAGAUAUAUAGAACUUAAAAGCCAGAUUUUUCUAGCAACAUUUUACAUGAAUCAAUAUUAUAUCAUUUUUAUACCACUCCUGUAUACCAAAGGUAGAAUAUCGUUUUUUACAUAUUUUUGAGGAGGAAGUAUUUCUGAAUUGUUUUCAGUACGUGAUAAUUUCAAUAAAAAUAAUGAUAUUAAUGUCAUUUUACUGUUUCUGGGAGAAAUAUACUAUUAUACUCGCAAAACCAAUAUAUCUCACUUCCUUCAUUUAUGAAAAAUCCUGCACAGACUCAAUUGUUCAUACCUCUAUUUAAGUUCCCAUUGAGUUCGACAUUUUCCACUAGUCUUUCAAUUGCAAUUUUAGUGCUUCAUUCAUUAAAAUAUUGUAGAAAUAUUGAACUAAGAGAACAAAUUUUGGGCUGCUAGGAACCUGAAGUACACAUAUCACUGAUGAUGUCUGCCGCAGAAACACACGAAACGUUUGAUACUUAAGGUUUUAUUCGACCACUCCUUACUAGCCCUUAUUUUGUUCUCUUUAUUUGUGACUUUGGUCGUCUUAUAUUGAAUGAAGUUGAAAACUAGAGAACCGUUUUCAUAAAUCAAAAUAGAUACAGUUAUGUUGAUUAGGUUUUAUGUGCUGUUGUAUCAAAAAGUAACAAUUAUCAUUUUUAUUGUUACUUUUUUCAGGCAAAUAUGUAAUUAGACUUUUUCACAGUCUUCCAGGCUACAAACUUAGUUGAAUCCUAUCUAAGUUCAUUCCUUUAGUCAACAAACAAAAAUCAGAAAAUUGUAUUUUUUCUUAGAAAUAUGUAUUACCAUAAAAUAAUGUAAUAUUGGAACCCAAGAGUCUCAACACAUGUUUUACUGAAGUACCAUUAUGUAAUGAUCUUGGUAACUAAAAAUCUACCUAUAUCAGUUCUGAAUUAUUUUCUGCUACUCCUUCCUAAUAGCUACUUUCAAAAACUCAGUUUUUGUGUCAAAUGCGUUGUGUGAAAGACCCGUGGGUUGUAGUGACCUUAUAUAAUGUAAAUAAUAAAACAUUGAGACGUGAUUUUCCGAAUUUCGAUACAUUGAUUAGGGUAAUAGUCUGAAAACAUUUUAUAUAUCCUAUGUGAAUUUAAUCAAAAAGAAAGUAUUAGCUGAAGUUAGAAAUUUUAAUUGGAGUGAAGAAUUAUAAACCUAGCAAGAACUGUGAUUUGUGUAUAAGAGAUUUAACAUUGUCCUUGGGGAUUGAAAGUUAUUGCACUGAUAUUCUUUUAUUGAUCUAUUCAAUUCUAAUUCAUGCCACCCAGUCUAAUUUUGGUUUAUUUUACGCAAAUUCGAGCUAACUUGAAUUUGGGUAAUCGAUCAAUAAGGUAGUUUCUACAAUGUCGAAUGUUUCUAGUAAUUGGCAGUUAUCCACGAAGGUGUGAGUGUUGAAAUUGUCCAGUGUGAUAAUCAACAAUUUGACCUGUCGAUCAGCAUUAUUCCUCAGCUUCAACUAUCGAUUAGCCUAAACUGAUAGUUCAAACUAUCGAUUAUCCUUAGUCAAGAGUUGAACUGUCUAUUAGCCUCAAUCAACAGUUGAACUGUCUAUUAGUUUUGAUCGACAGUUUAAAGUGUCGAUAAUACAUAAUCGACAAUUUGAAUUGUCGAAUAUGCCUAAUAGACAGUUGUAUGUGAUUAUAGAUAAUCAGGAAAUUGAACUGUCGCCUUCAUAGUUACCUAUAGGGGGAAAAUAGAAACCCUUUAUUCAAGAGGAUGUUCUAUUGAAAUCAGUAAAUAUUCAUAAUCUUCAUUUUUUCAGAUUGAAUCAGUCUGCCCCACAUUUGUAUAGUUUCUCCAUAUUAAUUAUUCAUCUGAAAACGACAAUCAUAUUUCAUGGAUUUUGUGAUAUGCUAAAUUCUCCAGUUGUUUGUUGUUGUUCACUAUUUCAUUCUGUCGGGAAAUUCAAAGACCCUCUUGGAAAUAUCUCAUAUUUCAAUUUUCAUGUAAUAAAUUGUAAACAAUUCUGAAAUUGUUGCACCAGCUGACAAAAUCCCCUUGGUCAAUUUACAUUAACUCUAGAUUGAGAAUUAGCCAAGGACCAAAUAUUUAUUUUUAGAAUCGAUGUAUGUAUCCUAGUGAUUUGUUUUUAGUGGUAUCAGAAUUUCAAUAGGAACCACAGAUCACAUAUGUGAAUUUUGUUGAAAUACUUGAAUAUUUUGAUGUCAGCCUUUUUCUAUUUGUAGUUAUUCAGUGAUGAUGGAUACUUUAACCAAGAUAUACCUAAAAAGUAUCCAAUUACAAUUAUUAUGAACAUUUAAGAUGAAUCACAGAACUUCAAUUCCAUCUCAGGAAUACCUUUUGUAUAGUUGAAUGAAUGUUAGGGGUUCAGACUCAUUGUCUGAAAAUGUUAGCAGAUUUGAAACCCAAGA